GGAGGCAGCGCGACGCUCGUGAUGAACGAGACUGAGCGAGACAUCCGGAUUAACGAUCUUAUUCUCCUUUUCUUUUUCUCUCAUUGCAUAUAUCCGCUCUGAUCCGCUCGCCCCUUUGACUUCUUUAGUACCGUUCGUUCUGUCCAGUUCUAUCAAAUUCCGGCAAAAAAGGGUUUGAGUAGGGCCCGUGCGCGAGGAGUUGUGAGUGUGGGUCGCGUGCGGGGCGGGGCAGAUUUUUUUACGCGAAUUUCGUCGGUGUCGAUCGUCAAGGAAAAUGAAUUGAUCGGUUCGCGUCCGAUAUAUCGUAGAUUUAUAAUUUAUUCGCCGAUAUCCUCGCACCAAUUGUCACAUCCGUGUAAUCCGAUCAGCUCCGAAGGUAGGCAACCAUCGAGGGAGAGACAACCAUGGAGGACGAUCUGCCGACCGAAUACGAUGUGAUCGUCGUAGGAACAGGUAUGACCGAGUCCAUUGUCGCCGCGGCGGCAAGCAGGAUCGGCAAGAGGGUUCUACAUCUGGACAGCAACGAAUAUUAUGGAGGACUGUGGGCUACAUUUAAUUUUGAUGGUUUACAAAAAUGGAUAGAAGAUUUAAAAACGGUUAGAUUUGAUAGGAGUACUAGGAAUACAAAUGUCGAUUUGAAAACGAACGAAAAAUUUUUGAAUGCUAGUAACCAAUAUUUCAUAGUCGAGAACAUUGAAGAAAUCUGGUAUAUUUCCAAUGAUGCAGACCUGCCUGAUGUAUCUUCAAAAGAUACCCAGACUGAGGGUUCUGGAGAUAGUGCCCUCGAGGGUGCGGAAAAGACUGAUCAGGACAAGGCUGAUAAAAAGGAAAAUGUGAAACAAUGGAGCAUAGACCGUAUCAAGAAGGAAUACAGAAGAUUUAAUAUCGAUCUGGCGCCUAAACUAUUAUUCGCUCGUGGUGAAUUAGUAGAACUGUUGAUUUCCAGCAACAUUGCACGUUAUGCCGAAUUUCGUGCGGUCUCUAGAGUUGCUACUUUUAUGGACGGUAAACUUACGCAAGUCCCUUGCUCCCGUGCCGAUGUAUUCGCUAACAAAACGGUUAGCGUAAUCGAGAAAAGAAUGUUGAUGCAGCUUUUGACAUCUUGCAUGGAACAAGGCGCCGAUAGUCCAGAAUUUGAUGGUUUCCGUGAUAAAACGUUCUUGGAAUAUCUUAAUACGAAAAAUCUUACGCCUAUAGUACAGCAUUAUGUUAUGCAAGCUAUUGCAAUGGCAACGGAUAGAACGUCAUGUAGAGACGGUGUUAAUCGUACGAAGCAUUUUCUCAAUAGUCUUGGACGUUAUGGAAAUACGCCUUUCUUAUGGCCUAUGUAUGGAAGCGGAGAACUGCCUCAAUGUUUCUGCAGAUUAUGUGCAGUCUUUGGUGGAAUUUAUUGCUUAAAAAGACAAUUAGACGGUGUAGUAGUUAACGAGAGUAAAUGCAAGGCCAUUAUCAGUGGAAAACAGAGAUUGACUUUGGAGCAUUUAGUCGUAGGGCAAGGACACUUGCCACCAGAAAUCGUAGCCUCUGAGGCAGAAAAUCAAAUUUCGCGCGGAAUUUUCAUUACUGACAGGUCAAUUAUGCAAGGUGAGAAAGAAAGUUUAACUCUUUUGUAUUAUCCGCCGGAAAAACCAGAUCAAGAAGCCGUUACUCUAAUUGAAUUGGGACCAUCUACUAAUGCUUGCCCUCAAGGCUUAUUCAUAGUUCAUAUGACAUGCAAAUGUACUAAGAAUGCAAAGGAGGAUCUAGCAUAUGUUGUGAAUAAGUUCCUCAGAGCAGAACCGCUUGAUCCCAAUGCUGUGCGUAGUUCUUCUGAUUCUCAUACUCAAACAGUUUCUCCUGAUAAACGACAUCUUCAGGAUGAUCGACAAGAGAAAGAAGAAUCUGAGUAUCCAUUACCCCAAGUAUUAUGGUCUUUAUAUUUGAAUUUACCUGGAAGCGACAAUAGACUAAGUGUUUUUGCGCCAAGUAAUAUACACUUAUGUUCUGGACCGGAUCUUGAACUUGAUUUUGACUUUGCUGUGAAUCAGGCUAAGAACAUUUUCAAGUCUAUGUAUCCAGAUGAGGACUUUUUGCCACGCGCGCCUGAUCCAGAGGAAAUUGUUCUGGAAGGUGAUGAAGCACCAGGCCCAAAAUUCGAGGGUGGUGAUAUUGUAGAGGGUGAGGAGAAGCAAGAUGUCGAAAAGGCCGAAAAAGAAGAAUGAACAACUAUCAUAUAAUGAUAGUAUAAUGCUUUUGCAUCUCUAUUGUCGAAAAGCAGAUAAGGCUUUUGCGCCUUUAGUGUCUUUUAUCUUCAUCGUUAUUGCAUUUCCUUAUAAAUAUAUUCGAAAAAAAAGAAAAAAAACGAGCAUGAGAUACAGAUUGCGAGACAGUAGUAACGAGAAGCUUUAUGGCAUUAACAUUAUUUUUUAAUUGUUCGUACACUUUUACACAUUGCUUUUUGUCCCUUCAGAAUAUUUUCGUUGUUGAAUCGCUUAUUUCUGAUUCAUCUCUCACCUAUACAAAUGCAGUGCUUUCGCAUUUCACAUUUUACUAAUAAAAGUGAGCUUUGGCAAAGAAGACACAGACUCGUUAGAAGAGCACAAGUGCGUUUACAAUGGUGAAAAGUUUAUGAAAUUAUAUCACUGGAUUGAUAUAUUGCGAUUCACACGUUAUAUAUAUAAUAUAUAUGUAUUUUUUAUUUAAUAAUUUUUUGUGUAUAAUUAAACAGCGAGAAGAAAAUGCAGAUGCAUAUUGAAAUUCAUUCUAGAUAGACGUAGCGCUCGUAAUCACUAGACUCAGAACAUACCUUAUACACAGUAUAUUAUCAGCAAAGAUAAGAAUGGGAAGAUAUGUGGCGUCACGCUUUGAUACUUUAGUAGAUAUUGACAGCAUUGCAUACCGUAAUUUACAUAUAAAGUAUUGUAUGUGCACGAGCCAUUAGUCAUUUAGAUAGACAUCGUGACAUAUUGGAAUUGAUAGUUUGUAUUACACGCAUUAUACAUAAAUGGAUAUUCUAUCUUUAAUGCGUCAUGAUAUAUCUGUAAUAAACAUGAGAAACAAACAUAA
This is a messenger RNA of Acromyrmex echinatior (Panamanian leafcutter ant), 3045 nucleotides long. It is a transcript of the gene Rep, whose product is annotated as Rab escort protein. Gene Ontology annotation, cellular component: cytoplasm; Rab-protein geranylgeranyltransferase complex; cytosol. Gene Ontology annotation, biological process: small GTPase-mediated signal transduction; vesicle-mediated transport; protein geranylgeranylation. Lineage: Eukaryota; Metazoa; Arthropoda; Insecta; Hymenoptera; Formicidae. The record is from RefSeq and is a predicted model, not a curated record. Gene Ontology annotation, molecular function: GDP-dissociation inhibitor activity.